Fusarium mangiferae is the source of this 765-nucleotide messenger RNA. RefSeq lists its product as uncharacterized. Gene Ontology annotation, molecular function: oxidoreductase activity. The transcript has a single exon. The coding region runs from base 1 to 765 and encodes 254 amino acids. NCBI's taxonomy places the organism in Eukaryota, Fungi, Ascomycota, Sordariomycetes, Hypocreales, Nectriaceae. The record is from RefSeq and is a predicted model, not a curated record.
AUGUCUGGUUCUCAGAAAUUGCUUGGAAAACAUGUCUUGGUUGUAGGCGGCACAAGUGGAAUCGGUCGAGGUGUUGCCCUGGCCGCAAUCCGUGACGGUGCUCAUGUCACCGUUAUUGGCUCGUCACAGGCCACAGCUGACAAGGCCGUCAACUACAUCAAGUCAGAGCUUCCAGAGGCCAAAGUAUCUGGAUACGGAUGUGAUCUAGACAUGGAAAGCCUUGAAGACGAUCUUGAGGCACUUUUCGACGAGAUCGGUACAGUAGACCACAUUGUCAUGACGGCCACCAACUCCCACCCGCGCCCGAUAUCGAUUCAGACUGUAACAGUUCAAGACCUCGGACUGGCAAACAGGAAAUUGCAGGCCAUGGUGAUUUUGGCAAAAGUUGCUUCGCGACGGAUACCUCCAGGUCGGCAUUCCAGUCUUACAUUCACUUCGGGGAGCAUUGCGGAUCAACCUCAGCCUGGAUGCAGUGUCCUUGCAUACAUAGCCCAAGGAAUGGUAGGCCUCGUUCGUGGCCUGGCCCUGGACAUGAAGCCUGUGCGAGUCAAUCUUGUCAAGCCUGGUUAUGUCCUAGACACCGGGUUAUGGUCGCAGAUUCCAGACGAGCAAAAGUCGAAUGUACGUGACGAAUUGGUCCGCAAGAACCCAACUGGUAGUGAGGGCUUGGUUGAGGAUGUUUCUGAAGCAUAUGUAUAUUUGAUGAAGGAUGGAAACUGCACUGGAGAAGUUGUCAGCACGAGGAGUGGGCAACACUUAGUCUAG